This is a messenger RNA of Clupea harengus (Atlantic herring), 609 nucleotides long. RefSeq names its product coiled-coil domain containing 126 (gene ccdc126). The transcript is spliced from 3 exons. Bases 74 to 595 code for a protein of 173 amino acids. The record is from RefSeq and is a predicted model, not a curated record. NCBI's taxonomy places the organism in Eukaryota, Metazoa, Chordata, Actinopteri, Clupeiformes, Clupeidae. Gene Ontology annotation, cellular component: membrane.
UGUGUGUGUGUGUGUGUGUGUGUGUGUGUGUGUGUGUGUGUGUGUGUGUGUGUGUGUGUGAGAGUGAGUGUGUAUGAGGGCGAUGCUGUGUGUGGCGCGCAGGAACAUGUCCCAGAAGCUGAGUGUGUUCCUGGUGCUGCUGGGCUUCUGUUGGGGCCUGCUGCUGCUGCACUACACGCUCUCGCGACCGCACCACCAGAGCAGCGCCCAGCUACGCCAGCAGAUCCUGGAUCUCAGCCGACGCUACGUCAAAGCCCUCAGCGAGGAGAGCCAGGACCCGUCCGGACUGCAGGGAACCUCCAUGGCCGGUUACGCGGAUCUGAAGCGAACCAUCGCUGUGCUGCUGGAUGACAUCCUGACCCGUCUGGUGAAGCUGGAGGGCCUGGUGGACACGGCUGUGAAUGCCUCAGCCGUUAACACCUCCCACGCAGUAGGGGGCGCUCUCUUGUCCCCACCUGCAACUUUACAGAGGCUCCUCAAAAAGGACAUCUCUCUCCACCAGCUUCAAGUUGCUGCCCAGACCAAAACAGAAGCAGCUGCAGCGAAACACCAAUCACACACUCCACACCGACCACGCACGAGAAGUCGAGACUGAACUGAGAUGUGUGU